Messenger RNA from Alternaria rosae, 1696 nucleotides. RefSeq names its product glycosyl hydrolase. The transcript has a single exon. NCBI's taxonomy places the organism in Eukaryota, Fungi, Ascomycota, Dothideomycetes, Pleosporales, Pleosporaceae. The record is from RefSeq and is a predicted model, not a curated record. Gene Ontology annotation, biological process: carbohydrate metabolic process. The coding region runs from base 250 to 1452 and encodes 400 amino acids. Gene Ontology annotation, molecular function: hydrolase activity, hydrolyzing O-glycosyl compounds.
AAGCAAACGAGUGCGCGCGAUGACGUCACCAUACAGCUGUUACGCGCGUGCGCCUUGGAGCAGAGAUCACAUGGGCACAGCCACCACUGAUAGUGUAGUCAACGAUCUAGAAUUGCUAGAGUAGCCAGUACCUUCACUCCGUCUGGGACGGUAUCCGAAGUACCUCACAGAUUCUGAGGUCUUUCCAAACGAAACUCUCGCUAGCCGCUGAAGUCUGAGAUAGGAGCGAAAGGGAAGGACCACGACACAAUGGCGCAGCAACUGCAGCCAGCAUGGCCUGCACAAAGACCGCAGUACCACGACACAAUCCUCACCAUCACGAGCAGCAGUUGUGCGGAUCCGUACGUACUAUGGGACAAAGGCACGUACUAUAUGACUUUCACCUGCGGCGGCCACAUCGAGAUCUGGUCCGCAGACUCACUCUUCGACUUUGAGAAGAAGUGCAAGAAGAACGUGAUCUGGCGUCCUCCACCAGACCAGCCCUACUCCGCCGAUCUGUGGGCACCUGAACUGCAUUCCAUCCACGGUCGCUGGUAUGUGUACUUUGCGGCUGACGACCCCAAGCAUGGCAACAAGUCGCAUCGCAUGUUCGUCCUCGCAGGACCACCCUCAGAAGAAGACCCUCUGGAGCCGAGUAAAUGGAAUUUCUUUGGUCGACUAGGCGGUCUUCCCGAAGAGCAAUGGGCAAUCGACGGUACAGUCGUCACACUGGGCGGCUCCAUGCUCUUCGUCUACUCGGGCUGGCCCCUCGGUACCCACGCCGACGAGUCGCGUCAAGAAAUCUUCAUCAUCGAAAUGGUCUCACCGACAGAAUGUACAGGCCGCCCGAUCCGCAUCAGCACCCCAGACCUGCAAUUCGAGUUCUCCGGUACCAGCGGCAUAAACGAGGGUCCACAGUUCCUCUGCUCACCAGACGGCCGCUGGAUGGGUCUUGUGUACAGUUGCGCGGGAAGCUGGACACACGAGUACAAAAUGAACAUCCUGUACUACACCGGUGGUCACCCGCUCGACCCCCACUCGUGGGCCAAAUCUAACAAGCCCCUUCUCAAAGCCGCUCGCGACGACUCUCCACCCUAUGGCCCAGGCCACGGCAACUUUGUCCUGGUCAACGGACCCGGCGGCCCAGAAGUCUGGGGCUGCUUCCAUGCCACCGAUGCCAAGACUGGAUGGGAGGGUCGUAAAGCCCGCAUCAUGCGCGUGGGAUGGGGUCAAGGAGGUCCGUUUAUGGGCUCGGGCGAGUGUGGAAGAUGUUGCGGCGAAGUCGAGCAUUUCAUCCAAGGUUGUCCUGGUGGCACUUGUGGUGGUCAGGGCCAUUGUGGUGGGGAGGGGGGUGCGGGUGGAGGAUUCAUGCAGCCGGGACACCAGGGCGGGAACUCGACGGAUGAUAUCAAGAGGGAGGUCAAAAAUUUGAUCAAGGGUGGAAAGGGGCUUGUUAGUAAGUUCCUCAAGUAAAAUUGAGAGAUGGAAAUGAGUGGAGACGGCAUGGCGUGAUGGUGUUGAGGCGUAUGGGGAUCCCACGACCCGGGGACGCACUCAUAGCAUCUGGACUGGAAAGUAACAUGUGGUAUCUAGUGUAAGAGAACAGUCGUUGUGUGUGACGUAGAAACAACCGGGUGUUCUCGUAUCAGAAGAUGAAGUGCAUGCCAUGAGUAAUCAGUUUUUUUUUGCGCUCAAUCAAAGUUCGACUCUCGACAUG